AUGCCACUAACACCUCAUCUGAUCAGCAAAUGGAAGGCUUUCUUCGCCUUCUUGGACACAGAUAAAGAUGGCACCAUCACGUUCAACGACUUCGAUAUUUUAGCCCGCAAUUUUACCCAGUCAUCUGUUGCACUUCCGGAGAACAAUGCUAUGCGCCUGCACAACCUUUGGCUGCAGUGGUGGUGGCUGAUGGAGAAGUGCUUGGGAGAGAACAGCCUCGAGAUCACAGACUCAAUGUACAUGUCCUGUAUGCGGCUGCUGCAGGAAGGGAAGUACCCAGCUCUGCGCGCCGAGUUCGAGGGACUCUGGGAGGCCAUGUUUCAUAUCAUUGACGACGACCGCGACGGCAACCUGACCGAGUUGGAACUGGCCGUGUUUUACCGUUGGCACGGUCUGGACUCGGAAGGCUUCGCUCACCGCGUGUUUGUUCACCUCGACCUGGACACGAACGGAUUUAUCAGUGAAGAAGAAUUCAUGGAUGCCAUGAAGGAAUUCUGGUUUGGAGAUGACCCAAAUAAUGACUAUUCUUUCAUGUUCAGCACCACAGCAACUCCUCCGCCUAGAAGGAGAAAGCUUAGGAAGUCUGCAAGCACGGUGCCGGUGGAACAGAUCGAAACAUGGUGGUGCUGCGUAGUAUUAUGA
Liolophura sinensis is the source of this 642-nucleotide messenger RNA. RefSeq lists its product as uncharacterized. The coding region runs from base 1 to 642 and encodes 213 amino acids. Gene Ontology annotation, molecular function: calcium ion binding. The record is from RefSeq and is a predicted model, not a curated record. Lineage: Eukaryota; Metazoa; Mollusca; Polyplacophora; Chitonida; Chitonidae. The transcript has a single exon.